Molecule: messenger RNA, 1367 nt
Organism: Acanthoscelides obtectus
Lineage: Eukaryota; Metazoa; Arthropoda; Insecta; Coleoptera; Chrysomelidae
Source: the annotation of a GenBank genome assembly
AUGAACAGACCCAGGCCAGGAAGCAUCAACACUGAACCAACAGAGAAUAUAUGGAAGAAAUGUGCUGAAGAAUUUGAAAAUAGAUGGGGAUUUCCCAAUUGCAUUGGCAGCGUGGACGGUAAACAUGUAACAAUCAAGAGACCUAACAACAGUGGCUCCAAUUACUGGUGCUAUUCACAUAAAUAUUCAAUAGUACUUAUGGCCAUUGUUGGCCCGGACUAUAAAUUUAUAUGUGUUGAUAUUGGUGGUUUCGGAAAAAAUGGUGAUGGGGGUAUUUUCGAAACCUCAAACAUGGGAAAACGAUUUGAACAAAAUUUAAUGAGUGUCCCUGCACCUAGAUUUCUCCCUGGGCAAAAUGAAAUCUGCACGUACGUCUUAAUUGGUGAUGAAGCAUUUGCUUCAAAACCAUACCUUAUGAGACCAUUUCCUUAUAAGCAGACUUUAACAGACGUCAGAAAAGAGAAAUACAAUCAUUUUAAUGAGCAUGAGUUCUACAGUGACCUACAAAAGCUCCCUCUGAUAGAUAUUUGCUAUGCUUCUGACAUCGAUGAAAAAAUGCGUUUGUUCAACAACAUGAUCCUUCAACUGUUUGACAAACACAUGCCUUUUAAAACAUCCAAAAUUAGCAAAAAUGAGGCACUUUGGCUUAGCAAUAACAUAAGGAAACUAAUGAGAGAUAGAGACAAAGCUAGGUCAAAAUUCCGGAAGAAUCCUGCGCAGAAUGGUGUGGCUUACAAACAGCUCAAAAACAAAACUAAUCAUACCAUAUUACAAGAAAAAAAGAAAUAUUUCUCACAAUUGGCUCAGAAUAGAUACAGUAAAGCACUAUGGAAAGAACUAAGAUCAUUAGAUAUAAAAUCAAAUAAUCCUGGUAUACCAUCACAGCUGCAAAGUGCUGAUAAUAUCAACGACUUCUUCUUAGACAAUAUUCCUCAACAAAUCAAUAGUAAUGAGGACUUGUAUAGUUCAUGUGCUUAUAUGGUGCCGUUGUGGCAGGUUGCCCACAAAAAAAGCGUUGAUUACACUCCUGUGCUGAAGAAGAAACAAUCACCGAAGAAGCAUCUGGAAGUGCAGGACAAGUACUGAAAGCUACCACAAUGAAAGCCGGACCCAGUAAGGAGCCUUCUAAAAAAUAGGAAAACGAGGAUUAGUGGAAACCGAUGAAACACGAGAUUUAUCAAUAACAGAGCUCCAACGUCUCGUUUUACUUGAACAACUACAAGUGUUUCGGCUAGCUAAGGAACUGCUACUUCACAAGAAAAAUAUUAAUGAAUCUGAUCCAAAUUUAUCAACUUUAAAUGAAAGUGCAGAAACUGGAAAUCCAAUUUUCUUGAGCCUAUUUCCAGGACAGAACUGACAGAAAUACU